GUUUAUUCCUAGCGAUCGAGAAGAGAGCACCUAAAGUAGAAGUAGUUCCAUCGCAACAUAGAGCAUCAAUCAUGUCCAAGGGAUCGGUAUUGCCGCAGUAUAUUGCCGGCUUGUCGGCCAGCUUCGGUGCCCUCUGCAUGGGCGCCUCCAUCGGAUGGUCCUCGCCCGUCGAGAACAUGAUCACGGUGAACGAGGACUAUGGGUUCCCCAUAACUUCCAGUCAAUUCGGAUGGGUGUCCUCGCUUCUGACCCUUGGCGCCACGGUGGUCUGCAUUCCCAUCGGUUUCGCUAUCGAUUGGAUUGGCAGGCGACCCACAAUGUUGGCCCUGAUCCCGCCCUAUAUGGUCGGCUGGGUGCUCAUGCUGUUCGCCAACAAUGUAACCAUGCUAUACUUCGGCCGCUUCAUCCUGGGCAUGUGCGGAGGAGCCUUUUGCGUCACUGCUCCCAUGUACUGCACCGAGAUCUGCACGACGGCCUUAAGAGGCACGAUCGGCGCCUUCUUCCAGCUACUGAUUGUGUCGGGUGUGUUCUACGGCUAUUUGGUGGGCGCCUUCCUGCCGCUGCUGACCAUCAACAUCCUGUGCGCCAUCCUCCCCCUGAUCUUCGCCACAGUGCACUUCUUCAUGCCGGAGUCCCCCGUUUACUUGGCCAUGAAGGGUCGCAACGAGGAUACCGCCAAGGCAUUGCGCUGGCUGCGUGGCAAGAACGCCGACAUCGAUGACGAGCUAAAGGAAAUCUUUGAGGAGUCCCAGAGGCAGAGUGAUUUGCCGAAGGUUAACAUUUUGGCUGCUCUUCGCCGUCCCAUCGUUUUGAAAGGACUGGGUAUAGCUGUGCUGCUUCAGGUGUUCCAACAGUGGACGGGUAUCAACGCUAUUCUAUUUUACUCUACCUCCAUAUUCGAGGAUACCGGCUCUGGUCUAAGUGGCACCGACGCAACUCUAAUCAUCGGAUUCGCCCAAGUCAGUAGCACACUAGUGGGCGUGGCCAUUGUCGAUAAGGCCGGUCGGCGGAUCCUGCUUAUAAUCUCCGGCUUCUUGAUGGCCAUAACCACCGCCUUGAUGGGAGUCUACUUCCAACUGAGCGAGAGUAACCCCGGCUCGAUGGACAACUACGGCUGGCUGCCCAUCAGCAGCAUCUGCAUCUUCAUCGUCUUCUUCUCGAUCGGAUUCGGCCCAGUUCCGUGGCUGAUGAAUGCAGAACUCUUCUCGGAAGACGUGAAGAGUGUGGCGGGUUCGAUUGCCGGUACCAGCAACUGGUUGUCGGCCUUCAUGGUCACGUUGCUCUUCCCGAUCCUCAAGGAAGCGAUCGGUCCAGGACCCACCUUCUGGAUUUUCACCGCGAUCGCCGUAAUCGCCUUCCUUUACUCGCUGUUCUUCGUGCCGGAGACCAAAGGCAAGUCGAUAAUCGAAGUCCAGCACAUGUUGUCCGGAGGAAAGGUCGACAAGAGCGCUGAAAAGAACGAAACGUGAAUUUACGUUAGUUAGUCUUAGGUAAGCCAAUAAGAAAAUUGUGUAAUAAUUAUUUGUGUAAGAACUGAGUAUCAUUAUCAAUAAAGUCAAACACUUCCAAAUUAAA
Messenger RNA from Drosophila ficusphila, 1575 nucleotides. Its product is annotated as facilitated trehalose transporter Tret1-2 homolog. Bases 72 to 1469 code for a protein of 465 amino acids. Gene Ontology annotation, molecular function: sugar transmembrane transporter activity. The record is from RefSeq and is a predicted model, not a curated record. The transcript is spliced from 2 exons. Gene Ontology annotation, biological process: transmembrane transport; carbohydrate transport. Lineage: Eukaryota; Metazoa; Arthropoda; Insecta; Diptera; Drosophilidae. Gene Ontology annotation, cellular component: membrane.